Messenger RNA from Drosophila persimilis, 2727 nucleotides. Its product is annotated as peroxisomal acyl-coenzyme A oxidase 3. The transcript has 6 exons. The record is from RefSeq and is a predicted model, not a curated record. Gene Ontology annotation, biological process: lipid homeostasis; fatty acid beta-oxidation using acyl-CoA oxidase. Bases 315 to 2408 code for a protein of 697 amino acids. Lineage: Eukaryota; Metazoa; Arthropoda; Insecta; Diptera; Drosophilidae. Gene Ontology annotation, molecular function: pristanoyl-CoA oxidase activity; fatty acid binding; FAD binding. Gene Ontology annotation, cellular component: peroxisome.
AGUUUCCAGCGUCACUCUUCGCCCAUCGCUCGUCGUCCGUCGGUCGUGUGCCGCCUUCUAGUUGUAUUUUAGUUAUUUUUGUGCCUUUUUUAAUUCCGCGUGGGCGUGUUCUGUGAGCUCGUACGAACGUGCGUACUCGACGUCGCAUCGUUUGUUUAAUUAGCCGUCAGCCAGCCAGCCCAGUGUGUCGUGAGCUCAGCCGGUGCCGGCAGAGACAGCUCCAUCGGAAAAGAGCGGGCAGCCAGCAUCAAGUGACUCCGGAAGAAGAAGAAGCGCUACAGCAAACAAAGCAACCACAGCAACCAAACCACAGAAUGGCCAACGAGGACACCAGCUUUAUUCCCGAUCUGCCACCGGGCGGACCUCUAUCGGUCUACCGCAAGCGGGCCAACUUUGACUGGAAACGAUUGCGUCUGAUCUUCGAGAAGGAGCAGGGACUGCGCAUCAAGUACAAGGUAUGGCGUCGCUUGGAGAGCGACCCCCUCUUCGCACAUUCCUCGCGCACGCUCCCCAUGGACGAGCAGAAGCGGCUGUGCGCCAUGCAGGUGAACCGCAUGAAGCAGCUGGACCUGGUGCCCAGGGAGAUCGAGAGCCUGAGCUUCUCCGCAAAGACCAAGUACCUCAUGUACAUAAACGAGGCACUAGCCAGCUACUCUCCCAGUCUCUCCGUGAAGAUCGCUCUGGGCGUGGGACUGUUCAACAACGCGAUUCGGGCGAUGGGAACGGAGAAGCACACCAAGUACAUCGAGGCGGCCUGGAACCGCGAGGUGAUCACCUGCCUGGCUAUCACAGAGCUCUCGCACGGCAGCAACACGAAGAGCAUCCGUACCACGGCCACCUACGAUCCGAGCACACAGGAGUUUGUGAUCAACACGCCUGACUUUGAGGCGGCCAAGUGUUGGGUGGGAAACCUAGGAAAGACGGCUACGGUAGCCAUGACCUUCGCCAACCUGUAUACGGCCGAUGGCCAGAACCACGGACUGCACGGCUUCCUCAUCCCCGUGCGCGAUCCUAAGACACUUCUCUCCUAUCCAGGCGUCCUGGUAGGCGACAUCGGCGAGAAGUGCGGCCUAAACGGCAUCGACAACGGCUUUAUGGUCUUCAGUAACUACCGCAUUCCACGCGACAACCUUCUCAACCGCACCGGCGACGUCACUCCCGAGGGCGUCUACGAGAGCGUCUUCGCAGAGCCAGGCAAGGCCCUUGGAGCCGCCCUUGAGAGCUUCUCCGCCGGUCGCAUCGGCAUUAUGCAGGAAUCGGCCAACACCCUGUGCAGUGCCGCUGUCAUCGCCGUCCGCUAUGCUGCGGUCCGCAAGCAGUUCGGCCCGGAGCGUCAGGGCGCAGAAAUGGCCAUCCUGGAGUACCAGUUGCACCAAUACCGUAUAUUCCCCUACCUGGCUGCCGCCUGUGUGCAGAAGAUUGCCGUCGAAGAGCUGACCAUCACAUAUCUGGAGAUCAUAGCCCGCUCCCAGGCGGAUUCCAAUGGCUUUGAUAUACUGACCCAGAACGCUGCGGAGAUUCAUGCCCUGAUCUCGGCCUCCAAGCCGCGCAUAACUUGGGCAGCACGGGAUGCCAUUCAGGAGGCGCGUGAAGCCUGCGGUGGCCACGGCUAUUUGGCGGCUGCCAAGCUUGGUCAGAUGCGGACCGAUCACGAUCCCCUGUGCACCUACGAGGGCGACAACAACGUGCUGGGCCAGCAGGCGUCGAACUGGCUGCUCCGUCAGUGGGCGGCCAAGGAUCUGGAGACGCCAAUUGGCAGCGUAAGGUUCCUGGAGCGACGGGAGCAUCUCAUGAGUCUCAGAUACGCUCAACUGGUGGCUCAGAGUCCGCUUUCCAGCUGGGAGUUCUCGCUCAGGUGCUAUGAGUGGCUGCUGUGCCACCUGAUGGCCCACACCACGGCCCACAUCGAGGGGGAGCUGGCGGCUGGAGGGACCAAGUUCGACGCCCGGAACAACUCCCAGGUGGCAGGAGCUCGCGAGCUUUCUCUCGCCUACGCCGAGUACUUUGCCCUGACCCGGUAUGUGGAGCACGUGCGUCGGCUGCAGGUGGAGCCUGCGUAUUGCAAGGUGUUGCGCCUGCUCUUCGACGUGUACGCCAUGUGGCUGCUGGAGAAGCACAUGACCACCUUCUAUGUGGGCGGAUUUGCCGAAGGAAAGGACUUUUCCGCGGCUGUGCGCAGGCUCCUGCUGGAUAGCUGUUUACAGCUGAAGGACGUGGCCGUGAGCGUAGCCGACGCCAUUGCCCCCCCCGACUUUGCCCUCAACUCGGUGAUUGCCCGAGCCGACGGCCUGCUGUAUGAGAAUCUGCAAAACGAAUUUAUGACCAACGAGGGUGCCUUCCAGCGCUCAUCUUGGUGGCGCGAUGUCAUCAUACCCCAGCCCCAGCCCCAGGAGAAGUCCAAGCUCUGAAGAAAAUCGAUCGAGGUCGAGGUCGAGGUCAAGACCGAAACCAAGUGCCUGGUGGUUGUAGUAGUUAUUGUUAUUGGCUCUUUGGAAAUCAUGUAUAAUCCACAUACACUACGCCGUACAUUCGAGUAUUUUAAGAUCAAAUCUGUUACUAAUCGAAUCGUAAGAUUCAGCAAGUUAAAUAAACAUUAAAUGAUAUCCCGUGAGGGCAAUGGGGAAAGAUCUGCCUCUGUUGAACCACCUUCAAAAAAUAUUAUUUAUCAUCCACUGUUUGUAUUAAUCGAUGAUGCAUCAAAUACAUAUAUGUAAACUGAAAAGUACA